GACAUCGAGUUCGACCUGUCACCGCGAACUUCUGGCAAUAUAUUUACAACGGGAGACUUGACCUGCGCUUCUCAUUGUAGUUGGGGUUCCUGUCCUAGAUCCUCGCCCUACUCUCGGCUUCUGGCAAUCCCACGACCACGCUUUCACCACCGACAUCUCGGGUUCAGAGACAUGGCUUUCUCAUACGGCAAAGUAGGCUCCAACGAUGACGACCAGCACCCCGGACCCGGCCGUGUCACGCUCCGGAGCCGCGUCUGCAACAUGACCAGCAAACUGCGCUGGCCAUCGACAUACAUCCUGCUCCUCGUCAUCCUCGCCGCCCAACUCCAGAUCCUCCACCGCCAGCCCCCUUCUAUGCCGCUCAGCAGCGAAAUAAACGGACUCAUACCAACCUUCAGCUCGCAGCAGAAAAAGUUCCUUAAAGAUGACCGCUACAACUCGGACCACCGCACGGCGUCGUCCAUCGCAGCCACAACAGCAAACUGGCUGCGCCUCGCGCCCAAGGGCGGCGGCUUCGUCCAAGUCCCAGACCACCGAGACCACAACCUGCCGCCGCCGAUGCACUUUGACGAAAUCGCCGUGCUGCGCGGCAAGGACACGUACUCGAUCGCCGUGUUCCACCAGAUCCACUGCCUGUUCCACGUGCAGGCGUACAUGGAUUCGCUGGCGCUGCAGAUGCGGGCGGGGAACACGACGCUGGACGAGCGGAAGCUGGUGCACAAUGAUCAUUGUUUUAAUUACCUCAGGAAUGCGAUUAUGUGUGCGGCGGAUACGACGCUCGAAGGGCAGAUUGAGGGGGAUAUGUGGGAUGGCGAGGCGGGCACGGACGGGACGGGGGCGACGCAUGUGUGCAAGAACUGGGACGAAGUGGUGGCGUGGGCGGAGAAGAAUCGGUUGUAUGAUUUAAGGCAUCUGUGAGGAGCGUCGGGGGGUUUUCCAUGUGUGUGGAGUCGUCCAUUCUGUCUUAGGUUGAUCGCUAGUCGGUGGGAACAAUUUCAUCUUCGUUGUCAGAGCUCGUAGUGCUGGAUCUUGUGUUCGGGAAAGCAGUCUACGGGUCAGAGACCUGACAGAUGCUAACGACAAAGAUGAAUGUGCAUGUCCGAUGCUAUGA
Molecule: messenger RNA, 1111 nt
Organism: Boeremia exigua
Lineage: Eukaryota; Fungi; Ascomycota; Dothideomycetes; Pleosporales; Didymellaceae
Exons: 2
Coding region: 172-918 (248 amino acids)
Biological process (GO): mycotoxin biosynthetic process
Source: RefSeq, a predicted model, not a curated record